Messenger RNA from Ectocarpus sp. CCAP 1310/34, 4681 nucleotides. The record is from the annotation of a GenBank genome assembly. NCBI's taxonomy places the organism in Eukaryota, Phaeophyceae, Ectocarpales, Ectocarpaceae.
AUGGACGGGAAGCUCCGCGACCCAUUCUUCGUUACGGGCGGCGGCAGCGGCGGCAUCCACCCAGUCGGCACGGAAGUCAAAGCGGGGGCCGGACUCGCCAGCGACUUGAAUUCCUGCGACACGUCUGACCACAGAAGACCUAGGUCGAACCCCCUACCGCUACCUUCCGACCGACGAAACUUCUUUUCGUCUGGAAGGGAAGAGUACACCUUGUCGGCCCGCCAAGAUGUCAGAACGGCUGAUGAUGCGAACUGCUUGAGCCAUCGGAGACUUUGCUUUCGUUCGGAGCCCAUCCACGACCUGCAUGUGGCUACCCUUAGGGCCAUCGACCCGACCGGAGUCUACGGCAUGUACCAGGAGUGGUCAAACAUGAAAAACCGAGUUCUUUCAGGUAUUGCUGGAGGAUACGCCGAACAGCGAUCGGACUUGGCGCUUUACGACAGGCUACAUAAGGAGGCCGAAGACGACAGGGCUAGCUCCGACGACGAUGCGAGCAUCGCCAAUGCUGUCGUCGCCUCAGGCACUAUUAUGGAGCAGGCUUAUCGCACUCGCUCGCCGUCAUCAGGCCUGCUCUGCGAGUACCUGACCCGGUCUUCUGGCCUGUUUUCUCUCGUUGUCAAGAGCUGUGGAAUGAGUGCUCUUGCCUCGGCGGAGAUCAUGGUAGCCGUCGCGACAAACACGACGCUCAAGACGUUGAACCUCAGCGGUAAUAAUAUGGGCGGAACGAGCGAUCUUAUCGCUUCCCAUCAUCAUCAACAACAAGGGUCAGCCGCGUCAGCCGGAGUCGGCGGCAGUAGGGGAGAGGUUGGUGUAGCCGAUCGACUGACAGGCGGCGCCUCAGUCGCUCUGGCUCUUGAUUCGAACAACUCGCUGACCUACCUAGACCUUUCCUGGAACAAGGCGCUGCGGUGGCUAAGCCUCGCCGGCAACAGGCUGGGUGACCAGGGAGCGUUCAGCCUUGGGGGGGCCCUCGGGGUCAACUGCUCCCUCACCCAUCUAGACGUGAGCUUCAACGGAAUCUCGUGCCCGGGGGCGGCAGCGUUGGGUCACGGGCUGAGAGGAAAUACCGCCAUCAAGAACCUCCAGGCGCUCAAGUCCAUGAUGACGGCCAUUGUCACCAAGACGGGGCUAACCCCUGGCGUCGACUUGAUGACCCUCCGCCCCUUCGUGCAAUCUGGUCGGCUCAUGUCAACCGCUCCGGUCGCAGCUACCCCAACCCCAUCCUCUGACAACGAGGGUGGGCCUUUCGACCUCGAUCUAUGCAACGCUAGCGAACGAGCCGCGGCACAGGACAUACUUUUCGCGGGGAGCUACCUCACUGGGUGCCGCCUUGCAGAGGUGAGGAAUCUGCAGCUUGUAAGGCCAUCGCCCGACGCAGCGGUGCUGCAACCUCGGGGCAUUUUUGUCAAUGGUACGGAAGGAGAAGGGAGUCUCCAGGGUGAUGUUCCGUUAGAGUUUUGCGCCAGGUCAUACUCCGACCAACAGACGACGCUGGCAGCGCUAUCGGUUCGUGUCGACGGAGAGCAUGAAGCGUGGCCGCUCCCAACGAAGGGGAGACUAAAGGGAUUGGUGGAAUUCAUCCCCUUACCCCCGUGCAUGGCGAGCGUAUGCAACGCCACCGGGUUGCGAGGGCUUCUCGCGGCGAUGAACGGCUGUUUUGACGCCAGGGUGGAGGCUUUCCGGCUGUUCGUGGCCGAUCUGUUCAUGACAACCAACCAACUAGCUGGGGGUCCGAAUGCGCUCAACAGCGCCGAGAUGCUGAAGAUUAUGGCAGCCGUGUCGCCUCAGACGUACCCGGCGUUUACGGGCGGUGUCAGUGGACCGUUCUUGCUGGAUCUGCGUUUUUCUAGGCAUCGGUUGGCGGCGGUUAGGUUGGCCGAGGCAGAAAAUUUUCAAACUCGGAACGUGCGAUAUAGACCUGCUCGAGCGGCCGCGGCUGCUUCUCGUGCCGGCGAAGACGAGGAAGUAGACGGUGGUGGCGCAGAUGAUAUGAGCGAUGAAGGAGCUAGUGCCGUCGCCAACAAGAACAGCAUUGGCGACGAGAAUUCAGUCACCGCCCCUGCCUGUGUUGCCCACAAUGGUCUUCGCGAGCCGGCGGCCAAGUUCUUCCAACACGGUCUCCGCGACAAGCCAACCGGAGUGCUCGAGCUGGAUUUCGUGUGUCUGUCGAGGCCGCCUGAAGGGAUGCAACCCAUCAGUGAUCUUCGUCUUGCGCGGUUGCUCAACAGCUGUGGCAUGUUGGACCCAAACUAUUGGGGUAGCUCGCUAUAUAGCGUUGACGUUGCUCAGUCGUCCGCGGUGCCUCUUUUGGUAGGUGUGCUGCACGAAAAACAGUCCCUGCAGCGAUCGCCCGAGGAGAGAGGCCGACUGUCCCCAGUUUUCGUCGACCGUAGCGACGGGGAGGAAAUGUCCCGGACGACUCGGGUGCAACUGCAGCCAAUCACACACCAACUCCUUGCAAAAAUACCAAUGCCGCAUUCAUCCAAUAACCGAUCUCCUCACCAACCCCUCUCAAGGUCGGAGUACAUGCGGCCAACGAGCUUCCCCGUGUCGUUCGUCGACCUCAUACGCCUGCUGCGGGUUAAGGGGAGGGGCGACAAGAGGCAGGCGAAGAUCCUCGUGCUCUUGCUGCGGGUAAAAAACUCCAUGUUACGCGUCCCUCGGGUGGCAAGACCGCGACAAGGUGAGGAGUCGAUACCGAUAAACCCGCAACCGGGACGUCUCGAGGGAGGGGUGAUCGCCAAGAUCUCUCCUGACGUCACCUCCUCGUCCCCUUGUUCCACCAAACCUCGCCAAACGACACGACCGCCAACAAAAACCGAUCAAUACCAACUAAUCCUCGUGGCCCAAGGAAUGACCAGCAUACGCCGCAUACGAUACCGGAUCGGCGGCACGGCGAGCGCGAUCGUAGGGUCCACUAGCCCAACGCCGACUCUCGCGUCUACUGUGGUAAGCGCAACCUCUCGGUCUUUGAAGAAGACCGCAACUUCGGUGCCAGCGGCGGCCGCUACUGGACACUACUCUUCCGUAACGUCACCGGAGGUUGGGCCCGCUUCGGGCAAGGGGGAUAGAGUCGACGGGGGCGUCUCCCCGCCUGAGCACUCGAAUCCGAGUCGACGUGACGAAACAUCUGUCAGGACCGCUGCCGCCUCUGGUGCUGCGGACGACAGCCUAGCCAAGGACAAACAUCACGGUAGCGAGGAACGGAAGCAGGUCGCCCGAGCGGCGGAGGAGGAACUCACACCCGUACAAGCGGCCGUCAUGGCGGUUGACAAAAGACUUCAAGACUUGCUAAUAGCGGGGGGGAUUCUUCGCGGCACCACCAGCGGACGAGAGUGUCUACAAGGAUUCCCCCGAGGGACGCCGGUUUGGGAAAACCACUGCGGCAGGGUUGGGGGUCGAGAUGAAGGCAGCGGUGGACGUCGUGUCGACGGCGCCAACGAUAUCGUCGGCGACGAAGAUGCGGCGGGCGGUGCCAUGGGGUGGGCGAGGAAAUUCUUCGGGGUCGACGAUGGCCGUUUUCCCUCUGACGAAAGCGGGGAAGGCAUUGCUCUGGGCAAGGUGUUGGCGAAGCACGUGGUACGUGACGGGGACGUGGGACUGAUAGGGACCAGCCCGCCGACGCUGCUAGUGCAUGGCUUAUGCAUCCGCGUGAGGCAUGGGGAGAGCAAUCGCGUCCUAAGGGUCAAGCGGCGCCCACCGGCCAGCGGCCACGGCGAGGACAACGCCAAACGACAUCAGGACGAGUGGGCUGCGGUAGCUCGACAAGGGGUGCAGGGGUGUCGCUUGAGGAUCGGCACCAAGCGAGAAGUGGCGUCCGCGCUGGCGGCCACCUUCGCCGGUCUCACCACGGAGCCGAAUCUAGUUAGCAUCGCGGCAACGCCGCGUACCCUUGGCACGCUGGACAUGACCACGGACAAAGGAUGGCGAGAGCUUUUCGUCCCGCUGGAGCUCUCAGCUUCGACCGCGGUCUCGGAGGCCGGGCCGCUGCAGCUAACGCUCUUGGUAACAUUUGUGGAGGUGUCGGCGCAGUUCUUGCCGAGCGAUUGCUUCGUUUCGUCGGAGUUCACCACCGUGGAUCACCAAGGAACAGUCACCUUCGAGUGGGUACCGCUCGAGGAGACGACCGAAGCGGCCACCGUUGCAGCCGUCGUUCCGCGUGUUCUCGGCGUCUAGACUAUUAUUUUGGAAUACGGAAUAAAAAGAGCGAAACAGAGCACCCAUUUGUAGACGGGACCAAACUGAAGCACGGAGCCUGCCGAAAUAAGCUUCCUCUUAGUUCACCAUAUUCCCUGUCUCUCGGCACCGCGCUUUCCCAAUUCCUCUUAUGUCGUACCAAACGCAGUAGACUAGAUAGGUCGGACAUUUCACAGUCUCUCGCGAAGUCAAUAAGACAAGAGUGUCUGUUAUCCUAAAGUGAAACCGUUCCAACGAGAAAUACGCAGCGACCAACCCUGCCCUUCUCGUCUCACUGACUGGCAGGUGAUUGAGACCCUCCACGAGAAAAAACGAUCGCAGUUGCUCCUUCGCCUCGGCAAUCUGGACGCCUUGUACCCAGUACCCGCGUUGUCAUCAUCAUCAUCAGCAGCGGCGCCGACAGAAUCAGGAACAGCUCCAAUUACAAGGCUUGGCAGUUCUGCCUGACCGAGAAGGGUUUGGCCGCACCGCCUGGUCAUGAACA